This is a messenger RNA of Symbiodinium pilosum, 978 nucleotides long. The record is from the annotation of a GenBank genome assembly. NCBI's taxonomy places the organism in Eukaryota, Dinophyceae, Suessiales, Symbiodiniaceae.
AUGCAGAUUGAGGUGAUCUUCCUUAACGGUCAGGCUGCUUCAGUUUCGGUAGAUGAGGGUGCAUCCGUGGGAGACUUGAAACGUCGUGCUCAGGAUGAGCUUCGUCGUGGCAUUGCUCACUUCAUCCACACUGAUGGCACGCUGCUGGAUGAUUCGGCCACUUUGGCAGAUGUUGGUCUGAGUGACGGUGACACGGUCACGGCCACUUUUGGGCGCGCCAACAUCGUGCAAGCCUCCGCCAGCGCUUUCACCUCGCUACAGAGCGAUGGCACUGUGCGGACAUGGGGAGACUUUUCCUACGGCAGAAGCCAUGGGACCCUGAAGGGCGUUCAACAAAUCGCGGCGUCAGCAAGCGCCUUUGCCGCAAUUCGUGUGGAUGGUACUGUGGUAGCCUGGGGUCAUCCCUUUGGUGGUGGCAGCCUUCCACCGAGAGCACAGCAGCAGCUGCUCAAUGUUUUCCAAACAACCGGAACACAAGCUCCCAUGGAUAACCCCGAUGACGAAGAUUAUUGGCCUGAAGAGCAAGCGUGUCUGGGUUUUGGUGAGGGCCCGACCUAUCUCGAUCUGCAAGCCGAGGAUAGAAACAAGGUCAGCGUCAGCAACACCAACGGCGCACCCACAUCUUUCUUCUUCGACCAGGCCUUUGAGGCCUCGGCUACCCAGGAAGAGGUCUGCGAUUAUGUCAGCGAGCAAGUGCUCCCACACGCUAUCAACGGAGAGCACAUCUGCAUAUUGGCAUACGGCCAGACGGGAAGUGGUAAGACGUACACCAUGUUCGGUGAUUUUGCCCCUGGACCAUCUCCGCGAGACAAUGCGGGGGCCAACCAGAACCAGGGGGUGGCCUUCCGUGCCAUGAGCAAACUCGCAGAGAUGAUGCGGUCAAAGGGGCUGGAUGCUUCAAGCGCUCCCACCGUUGAGCUGAGCUUUCUGGAGGUGUACAACGACAACCUGUACGACCUGCUCGACGGGUCACGCCAG